GUGGAUCUUUCCCACUUGUCCCCAGAGGAGAGAUGGAGGGUGGAACACGCCCGCAUGCACGCCAAGCACCGCGGCCACGAGGCCAUGCACGCCGAGAUGGUCCUCAUCCUGAUUGCCACCCUGGUGGUGGCCCAGCUCCUCCUGGUGCAGUGGAAGCAGAGGCACCCACGUUCCUACAACAUGGUGACCCUCUUCCAGAUGUGGGUGGUGCCCCUCUACUUCACCAUCAAGCUCAACUGGUGGCGGUUCCUGGUGAUCUGGGUGUUCUUCUCGGCCGUCACAGCCUUUGUCACCUUCAGGGCAACAAGGAAACCUCUGGUCCAGACAACACCCAGGCUGGUUUAUAAAUGGUUUCUCCUGAUCUACAAGAUCAGUUACGCCACCGGGAUCGUGGGCUACGUGGCCGUGAUGUUCACGCUCUUCGGGCUCAACUUGUUGUUCAGGAUCAAGCCCGAGGACGCCAUGGACUUCGGCAUCUCCCUGCUGUUCUACGGGCUGUACUACGGGGUCCUGGAGCGGGACUUCGCCGAGAUGUGCGCCGACUACAUGGCCUCCACCAUCGGGUUCUACAGCUCCUCGGGGAUGCCCACCAAGCACCUCAGCGACAGCGUCUGCGCCGUCUGCGGGCAGCAGAUCUUCGUGGGGGUCAACGAGGAGGGGAUCAUCGAGAACACCUACCGCCUGUCCUGCAACCACGUAUUCCACGAGUUCUGCAUCCGUGGCUGGUGCAUCGUUGGCAAGAAGCAGACGUGUCCCUACUGCAAAGAGAAGGUGGAUCUCAAGAGGAUGUUCAGUAACCCCUGGGAGAGGCCCCACGUGAUGUAUGGGCAGCUGCUGGAGAGGCUGAGGUACCUGGUGGCCUGGCAACCCGUCAUCAUCGGCCUGGUCCAGGGCAUCAACUACAUCCUGGGGCUGGAGUGA
This is a messenger RNA of Chaetura pelagica (chimney swift), 921 nucleotides long. It is a transcript of the gene RNF121, whose product is annotated as ring finger protein 121. Gene Ontology annotation, cellular component: Golgi membrane; endoplasmic reticulum membrane. Lineage: Eukaryota; Metazoa; Chordata; Aves; Apodiformes; Apodidae. The annotation marks the transcript as partial. Gene Ontology annotation, molecular function: metal ion binding; ubiquitin protein ligase activity. The transcript is spliced from 8 exons. The record is from RefSeq and is a predicted model, not a curated record.